Staurois parvus is the source of this 380-nucleotide messenger RNA. The record is from the annotation of a GenBank genome assembly. NCBI's taxonomy places the organism in Eukaryota, Metazoa, Chordata, Amphibia, Anura, Ranidae.
AUGCGCUGUGUCCCUCGGACACAGCGGAUCAUGGAUCAUGGAAAGAGCAGAAGAUGUCGGCUCGGUCAUGUAAUCAGCUGUGUCCAAUCACAGCUGAUCACAUCUGUCAGUGCCAAUCAGUGCUGCCUAUCAGUGCCAGUCAGUGCCAUCUAUCAGUGCCAGUCAGUGCUGCCUAUCAGUGUCAUGUAUCAGUGCUCUUUCAGUGCCCAUCAGUGAUGCCUGUCAAUGCCCAUCAGUGCAACCUACCAGUGCCUCCUCCUCAGUGCCCAUUAGUGCCACGUAUCAGUGUCCAUCAGUGUAGCCUAUUAGUGCCCAUCACUGCAGCCUCAUUAGUGCACAUCAGUGAAGGAGAAAAAUCACUUAUUUACAAAAUUGUAUAA